UGAGCGAGCGCCUGUCCCUACAGGAAGCUGAGCGCUUGCUCAUACUGGGAAGCUGUUUAUAUUUAACUCGCCGCCCCAUUCCUCACAAUCCUGUCACCCUGCUCCAACAACGCUCGAGAAGACAUCUGCUCUGGACUUUAUACUGGCACAAAAAUGGAUCCCAAGCCAUCAAGGUUGCCCCGGCGGAUAACUGUUCAGCCUUCCCCUUCCUCUCCCAUAAGUGCUCAGUUGCUGAGAAGCAGCAGAUUAGGCGGCCAUAGCGAAACCUAUCGUGUGAGGGACAGUUCGCUGAGACAUGAAUCUGUCUUUGAGGAUUCCAGCUCAUUGCGGACUUCAAGCAGAGACUGGACAUCAAUUAGAGACAGGGAUAGCCUGGAGCAUUCCUGGAAGACUCCUUCAUCCUCAUCUUCAUCUACUUACCAGCGCUGCUCAGGAACGUACGACCUCCCUCUAUCUGGUGGUUACAGGAGCCGAAUUUCCACAGCGUCCACAUCUUCUUCUCAGCCUUCUUGGUAUGAUCCAUUGGAGAGGUCUCAAAGCACUUACUCAGGAUUGCAUAGUCAGCAGCAAGACUGGGAUUCUAAGAGACCAAAGCUGUCUUAUUCUGGACGUACCCCUCUGUCUGGUGUAAGAACUACCAGUUCAAGCUACACUUCAAGUCCAGACACGUCAAGCAGGUACGUGCGCUUUCCUAGGACAACUUCUGUGAUGUUUAAUUCUGAUCUAACAAGUGAGAGAGAAAGGAGAACAGACGCUACUACUCAUGGGCUGAUGGAUUACAGAGACAGAAAUGGCGAUUCAACACCUUCAUAUCUUCAGGAUAGAGUUUCUUCUUAUGCACAAGGCGCAAGACCAAAAGAGAACUCUCUAAGCACAGUACGACUUAACACGUCUAUCAACCGCCAGAUGCCUUCUCAGAGUUCCUCAUUGCUAAGAGAUUCCAGCAGAAGUUCAAGAUCCGUGACGCCCAGAGACCUACGAUCUCCACAGAGAGACAGUUCACUGGACUUCCGCCAUACACCUAGUAGAAAUGAAGGAACAGCAAAGACUACAUCAGGACGAGUAUCACCUGCUCCUCAAAGGUCUACAAGUGAACAGAACACAGAAGGCAGACGUACAACAAGGCACUUGCUUUCCCGCCUUGCUUCUAGUAUGUCUUCCACCUUCUUCUCUAGGCGAUCUAGCCAGGAUUCCCUGAGUGGAAGAUCAGCAGAGGCAGAAGAAGCACAGUCAAGUUUACAUAAUGCUUCUCCUCAGCCAGUAACUACUACACCUGCCAAUACGGACCCGCCAGAAGCCAGGCCUUCAGAACAAUCUCAGGGAUUUGCAUUUCUUAGACGGCGGCGAUGGGGCUUGUCAUCAGUGUCUCCAAAUCAAAGCUCUGAUUCCGAUGCUGAAAGCUACAGGUCAGAAGAUUCAGAGUCCAGGACUUCAGGCUCAUGGCUGCCUUCAUCUAUAAGGAAUCGCUGCACUCCUCUCUUUUCCAGGAGAAGACGGGAAACAGUUAGAGCAUCCUCUACCUCUGAUUCUAGCCUAUUUAGAAGGGCAUCUCAAGAAGAUUUUUCAUUAGAUGAUGUGCACCCAGUCCAAGGAGCGGGCGCCACCACUGACAGCCCUUCGCUGCUGUCAUCGGACUCUCUGAGUGGCUCGUCACAGGCGGCAUCUCUAGCAGAAUCCCUUUUCAGUAGGAGAAAUUCAGGAAUAUCAGGCAUGCUUCCAAACUCUUUUUUACAUUUCUCUGUGCCCGCCGCACUUGGGAAUUCCUUAUCAGACAAUGUCAUGAUAACCGUAGACAUUGUUCCCUCAGGUAGGACAAGUGAUGGACAAGAAAGUGAAAAGUCUGAGAACUCCAGGGAUCCUGAGAAGCUUAAGAAAAUUCAAGAAAGCCUUCUUCUGGAGGACUCUGAAGAGGAGGAGGGAGACUUGUGUAGAAUUUGCCAGACUGGUGUCACUACCCCAACCAAUCCCUUCAUUGAGCCAUGUAAAUGUUCUGGAAGUCUGCAGUAUGUUCACCAGGACUGUAUGAAGAAAUGGCUUCAUGCUAAAAUCAAGUCUGGCUCCAGUCUAGAAACAAUAACUACAUGUGAAUUAUGUAAAGAGAAGCUGGAUUUGGACCUGGAAGACUUUGACUUACAAGAACUUUAUCGGGCACAUGCAAACGAGAGGGCUGAAUAUGAAUUUAUAAGCUCCGGUCUCUACUUGGUUGUCCUACUGCAUCUAUGUGAACAGCGCUUUUCUGACAUGUUGGGAGCUGCAAAUGAAGCAAACACUCGGGUUAGAUUCAUCAACCUCGCUAGGACCCUUCAAGCACACAUGGAAGAUCUUGAAACGUCAGAAGAUGAUUCAGAGGAUGAAAGGGUGUAAAGAACGGCCAACCUACUGGACUUUCAACACCUUCAAAAUUUAAAGUCCAUUUUCUUUUUUUCUUUGAACAUGCCAAUGCUCAGCCUUCCUUGUUGAAUCACUCUCACACUUUUUUUUUUUUACCUCUGUUCACUUGUUGCACUUGAGCAAUUUUCUAAUACCGAAUCGCUAAAAAAACCCUCAUUGGCUUUUCUGCCUUUUUUUUCUUUGUAUGCUGGAGCUGUGACUGUAUACUGCAGUAUGUCUUGUUUCUUUUUUUCCCUUGUGUUGUAUAACCUGAACUUCUGCUCCGACCAUCUGAGAUUCAGCCAUGUUACCUGCACAUAGUGAAGGGGGGGUGCUCUUUUAACUACUAAGGGCAGGGUUUCCCAGCCAGGGUGCCUCCAGCUGUUGCAUAACCACCACUCCUAGUAUGCCCGGACAGCCAAAGGCUGUCCGGGCAUGCUAGGAGUGGUGGUUAUGCAACAGCCGGAGUCACCCUGGCUGGGAAACCCUGUGAUGGACGAUAAGAAUCUGAUUGCAGGGGGUCUGUCCUCUGGCCAUGGUGCAAUGGGUCAGCAUGCACUCCAUACAUUGAUACAGAGGGCUCCCAUAGACAUUACAGCGCUCGGGUAUCUCUAGCGCUUCCAUAGGCAAUACAUGGAGCAUAUGCCGAUCCACCACCCACAUGCAGGGGGAGAUUUGGGACUCUGUUCUAGAGAUCCCCCUCCCACCCCUGUGAUCAGAUCCUUACCACCUAUCAUUUUUGAGAGGCUGGAAUACCCCUUUAAUGUGUUUGUCUGAUCUCCUAACAUGAAUGGCCUCACUGAUACCACUGAGGCUUCAAUAUCAUGGCGCCUCGUGUAUUGGAAAUAUUAGUAGGCCAUUCCAAUAUGCAGCCUACCAAAACUGCCUCUGCUCUGGGAACUCUGAACAAAAAGCAGCAACCUUGUGUGUAAUGGGGGAGGGUAUGAUAUAUUGUAACCAAUAAUAAUGUGAUCCUUAAGGGGUGAAGCCCCCCCACGCCUUAUCUUGCAGGCUCUUGUUUUAUAUAAUGUCUUUCCUCCAGUGUUGAUGGUUUAAUAAUAAUAUAAAAGGUUUUGUACAGCUGUCUUUUUUUUUUUUUUUUUUUUUUUUUAUGUUCCGAUCUGCCUUCUACUGACUUAGUAUGGGGCUGUUAGUUCGAGGUUGUGACUUGAUGAUGACCCUUUAGUUCUUUUUUUUUUUUUUUUUUUUUUUUUUUUUUCCAGAUUCAGUAUAUAGCACAUUUUACAAUUAAAAAAAGACUUUGCAAAAAAUAUAAAUGCUAAAAAUUUUAAACACUUGUAAUUGCUAAAAAAAAAAAUUAAAAAAUUGUAGAUCCCCCUGUAUAUUCACGAUAAAUGCACAUUGAUGUUUUAGCUGUAUGAUAGAAACAAUAAAGACAUUGUAUGAAU
Messenger RNA from Hyla sarda, 3779 nucleotides. It is a transcript of the gene MARCHF7, whose product is annotated as membrane associated ring-CH-type finger 7. Bases 154 to 2364 code for a protein of 736 amino acids. Gene Ontology annotation, molecular function: zinc ion binding. The transcript is spliced from 11 exons. The record is from RefSeq and is a predicted model, not a curated record. Lineage: Eukaryota; Metazoa; Chordata; Amphibia; Anura; Hylidae.